Messenger RNA from Phragmites australis (common reed), 1910 nucleotides. Its product is annotated as protein disulfide isomerase-like 1-1. Gene Ontology annotation, molecular function: protein disulfide isomerase activity. The record is from RefSeq and is a predicted model, not a curated record. Bases 61 to 1602 code for a protein of 513 amino acids. Gene Ontology annotation, biological process: protein folding; response to endoplasmic reticulum stress. NCBI's taxonomy places the organism in Eukaryota, Viridiplantae, Streptophyta, Magnoliopsida, Poales, Poaceae. The transcript is spliced from 11 exons. Gene Ontology annotation, cellular component: endoplasmic reticulum.
GUGUGCUGCGUCGUGUCCCGUCUCCUCCUCUAGGAAGAAAAUCUGCGACUCCACUCCGCCAUGACGAUCUGCUCGAAGGUCUGGAUCUCGCUGCUGCUCGCGCUCGCCAUCGCGCUGUCCGCGCCCGCCGCGAGGGCGGAGGAGGCCGGCGCCGCCGCCGCGGCGGAGGGGGAGGGGGAGGCCGUGCUGACCCUUGACGCGGACAGCUUCGACGACGCCGUCGCCAAGCACCCGUUCAUGGUCGUCGAGUUCUACGCCCCGUGGUGUGGACACUGCAAGAAACUUGCCCCAGAGUAUGAGAAGGCGGCCCAAUUGCUUAGCAAGCACGACCCACCGAUUGUUCUUGCUAAGGUUGAUGCCAACGAGGACAAGAACAGGCCGCUUGCUACCAAGUACGAGAUCCAAGGGUUCCCGACCCUUAAGAUCUUCAGGAACCAGGGAAAGAACAUUCAGGAAUACAAGGGCCCUAGGGAGGCCGAGGGCAUUGUCGAAUACCUGAAGAAGCAGGUUGGCCCUGCUUCCAAGGAGAUCAAGUCACCAGAAGAUGCAACAACCCUUAUCGAUGACAAAAAGAUCUACAUUGUUGGCGUCUUCACAGAAUUCAGUGGCACUGAGUUUACAAACUUCAUGGAGGUUGCUGAGAAGCUGCGGUCUGAUUACGACUUUGGCCACACUUUGCAUGCCAACCACCUUCCACGUGGUGAUGCUGCAGUGGAGAGGCCUUUGGUUAGGUUAUUGAAGCCAUUUGAUGAGCUCGUUGUUGACAGCAAGGAUUUUGAUGUCGCUGCUCUGGAGAAGUUUAUUGAUGCUAGCAGCACUCCCAGAGUUGUCACUUUUGACAAGAAUCCUGAUAACCACCCAUACCUCUUGAAAUACUUCCAAAGCUCAGCUCCCAAGGCUAUGCUAUUUUUGAACUUCUCCACUGGACCAUUUGAGUCGUUCAAGUCUGCUUAUUAUGGUGCUGCAGAUGAGUUCAAGGACAAGGAAAUCAAGUUCCUUAUUGGUGACAUUGAAGCCAGCCAGGGUGCUUUCCAGUACUUCGGCCUGAAAGAGGAUCAGGCACCCCUUAUCCUCAUUCAGGAUGGUGAUUCCAAGAAAUUCUUGAAGGAGCAGAUUGAGGCUGACCAGAUUGUCUCUUGGUUGAAGGAGUACUUCGACGGUAAAUUAUCAUCAUUCAAAAAGUCUGAGCCUAUUCCUGAGGUCAACAAUGAGCCUGUUAAAGUAGUUGUGGCUGACAGCCUCCACGAUGUGGUCUUCAAAUCUGGCAAAAAUGUUCUUAUUGAAUUCUAUGCCCCCUGGUGUGGACACUGCAAGAAGUUGGCACCCCUCUUGGACGAGGCUGCCACCACACUUCAAAGUGAUGAGGAUGUCAUCAUCGCUAAGAUGGACGCAACCGCAAAUGAUGUGCCCAGUGAGUUUGAAGUUCAAGGUUACCCCACCAUGUACUUCGUCACUCCCAGUGGGAAGAUAACCUCCUACGACAGCGGCAGGACAGCCGAUGAGAUCGUCGACUACAUCAGGAAGAACAAAGAGUCCGGCACCCAGGAGACGUCAGAGAAGGCGGACUCAGUCGCCACGGAGUCUGUGAAGGACGAGCUCUAAUCAAGUGAGGUGUGGAUGCUUUUUGCUGUAAACAUGGGAGAGGAGGAAACCUGGCGCUAACAUGUUGACAGCUGCAACGCCAGAUUUUGCAAGGGAGAGAGGCAAAGAGAGAAAAGAGGGACCUGAUGUAUUGGCUCCCGUAUGUCUGUGUACAAUCAGCCAGUGGUACUUAGUUGAUGUUCUAAAGUGACAGUAGAGAGAAGGGAAUUGUGUUGAUGUUGGAUGAAUAAAUGGCGCUUCUAAAGUGGCUGCCGAUGCAUCGUUGUGUUGAUGUUGGAUGAAUAAAUGGCGCUUCUAAAGUUGGUGCA